Molecule: messenger RNA, 4003 nt
Organism: Rhinichthys klamathensis goyatoka
Lineage: Eukaryota; Metazoa; Chordata; Actinopteri; Cypriniformes; Leuciscidae
Gene: slc4a10a
Product: solute carrier family 4 member 10a
Exons: 27
Coding region: 227-3862 (1211 amino acids)
Biological process (GO): transmembrane transport; bicarbonate transport; regulation of intracellular pH
Cellular component (GO): plasma membrane; basolateral plasma membrane
Molecular function (GO): sodium:bicarbonate symporter activity; solute:inorganic anion antiporter activity; monoatomic anion transmembrane transporter activity
Source: RefSeq, a predicted model, not a curated record
CUGCCGGUCGCAGCUGCGUCACGCGAGCGCAAAUGACACGCUGAAGGAGCGCACGCACGGACGCGCGCGAGUGAAGAAAGAACGAAAAAACCCAACGGUCACUAACUGUUACACCGCUACCGAAACCGCAUCAAUAUACAUGACAUUUUUUCUCCUCCUUCCUAUCAUUAGUUUGGAGAAAAUUCACCACAGACGAACAAGACAAGGCUAAGCCAAAAUAUCAGGGAUGGAUGUGAAAGAUCAAGGAGCGCAGAUGGAGCCGCUUCUUCCUGCGGUUCAAAGUCCUGCUAGUGAUAACGGGCGAAACGAUGAGGAAGCUGUGCUGGACAGGGGUGGAACUCGCUCCAUGCUCAACACGAAUUUUGAGAAAGAGGAGCUGGAAGGCCACCGUACCCUCUACAUUGGGGUGCAUGUACCUUUGGGUCGGAGAUCACACAGACGACAUCGUCACCAUGGACAUCGUCACAGGAAGAGGUCACGGGAAAGAGACUCUGGAACCGAAGAUGGCAGAGAAUCACCUUCAUACACGGACACACCAUCACAGCGUGUACAGUUUCUGCUGGGAAUGGAGGAUGAUGAGGAACACAUUCCUCAUGCUCUUUUCACCGAGCUGGACGAGAUCUGCCUGAAAGAGGGAGAGGAUGCGGAAUGGAAAGAGACGGCUAGAUGGCUGAAGUUUGAGGAGGAUGUGGAGGAUGGAGGGGAGAGGUGGAGUAAGCCAUACGUGGCUACUCUUUCCCUUCAUAGCCUGUUUGAGCUGCGGAGCUGCAUCCUAAAUGGCAUCGUCAUGCUGGACAUGAGGGCCAACUCACUGGAGGAGAUUGCAGAUAUGGUUUUGGACCAGCACGAGACGUCAGGUUUAUUGGGAGAGGAGGUGAGGAAGAAGGUCCGAAAUGCUCUCCUUAAACAGCACCACCAUCAGAACCAGAAGAAACUGGCUAACCGGAUUCCCAUCGUACGCUCUUUCGCAGAUAUCGGCAGAAAGCAGUCCGAACCACACUCCAUGGAUAAGAAUGUUAUCUUCAUGACCAAUUCGCUCCCCAGUCCCCACUCCUCUCUCUGGUCUAGGUUCAGUCGAAGUGUGAGAAACAGACAGGUGCUCUUAUGUAAAGCCUGGUCCAUUAGAUAUCCCAAGUGUGUGUCAGCUCCCCAGAAACCCCACACAUGCUCUUCUACCCGCCCUGCCCCAGACAACCCCCUCAUUCGACCCAAAAAAUCCUUCAUCCCCUUCAGCAAACGAUUAAGCCUGCCUUCCGGCUACCAUGUCAUCCCCACCAUCGACCCUGAAGAAGAGCCACUAUCAGGUCAGAUGGUGUCUCCUCAGGCUCAGCCCACCACUACAGAGGGACGUGGGGAUGGCAGUCGUGAGAACAGUGCUGUUGACUUCAGCAAAAUAGACCUCCACUUCAUGAAGAAAAUCCCACCGGGGGCUGAGGCAUCCAACAUCCUAGUGGGUGAGCUAGAGUUUCUGGAGAAACCUGUGGUGGCCUUUAUCCGUCUGUCUCCCGCUGUGCUGCUCAACGGCCUGGCAGAGGUUCCCAUCACCACCAGGUUUCUCUUCAUUUUGCUGGGCCCGAUGGGGAAAGGGCCUCAGUACCACGAGAUUGGCCGUUCCAUCGCCACCCUCAUGACAGACGAGGUGUUUCAUGAUGUGGCUUAUAAAGCAAAGGAUCGUUCUGACCUCGUGGCAGGAAUCGAUGAGUUUUUGGACCAGGUGACUGUGCUGCCCCCAGGCGAGUGGGAUCCCACCAUCAGAAUAGAGCCGCCCAAAAACGUGCCCUCACAGGAGAAGCGGAAGGUUCCUCCUCUGGCCAAUGGAGGGGCUGAUCUGGGGGAGAAUGAGGAGCACGGAGGCCACGGAGGACCAGAGCUAGAGCGCACAGGGAGGUUAUUUGGUGGCUUAUUUCUGGACAUCAAGCGUAAGGCUCCUCACUACCUGUCAGAUUACACAGAUGCCAUAAGUUUGCAGUGUCUCGCCUCCUUCCUCUUUCUGUACUGCGCAUGCAUGUCUCCUGUGAUCACCUUCGGAGGUCUCCUGGGAGAAGCUACAGAAGGACGCAUAAGUGCGAUAGAGUCUCUGUUUGGAGCCUCUAUGACGGGUAUAGCGUACUCUUUGAUUGCUGGGCAGCCCCUCACUAUCCUGGGCAGCACGGGACCUGUCUUGGUCUUUGAGAAAAUCCUCUUCAAAUUCUGCAAAGAGUAUGGUUUGUCCUACCUCUCCUUACGCGUGUGUAUCGGUCUGUGGACGGCCUUUUUCUGUCUUUUGCUGGUUGCCACAGACGCCAGCUCUUUGGUGUGUUACAUUACACGAUUCACAGAGGAAGCCUUCGCUUCCCUCAUCUGCAUCAUCUUUAUCUAUGAAGCUCUGGAGAAACUUAUUCAUCUGGGAGAGACAUACCCUUUCAACAUGCACAACAACCUCAACCAGCUCACUCAGUACUCAUGUGUGUGCACAAUGCCUACAAAACCCAGUAAUGCCACACUGAAUUACUGGGAGGAAAAAAACAUCACUGCAUCUGAGAUUGACUGGCUAGGCCUAGAUGUCAAGGGCUGUGUGGAGAACAGGGGUGAGUUUCUGGGCAACGCCUGUGGCCAUCAUGGUCCAUACAUACCUGACGUCCUCUUCUGGUCUGUCAUUCUCUUCUUCUCUACGGUUGCUAUGUCGUCCUUCCUCAAGGAGUUCAAAACAAGCCGUUACUUCCCCACCAAGGUGAGGGCAGUUAUCAGUGAUUUUGCUGUUUUCAUCACCAUCCUGACCAUGGUUCUGACCGACUACGCUCUGGGGGUCCCCUCUCCAAAACUACAGGUUCCUAAUGAGUUUAAACCAACCAGAGAUGACCGUGGCUGGUUCAUCAGUCCACUGGGACCAAACCCGUGGUGGACCACUAUUGUGAGCUUCAUCCCAGCUCUGUUGUGCACCAUCCUCAUCUUCAUGGACCAACAAAUCACUGCCGUUAUUAUUAACAGGAAGGAACACAAGCUGAAGAAAGGCUGUGGGUAUCAUCUGGACCUGUUUGUGGUGGGUGUGAUGCUGGGCGUGUGCUCUCUCAUGGGUCUCCCGUGGUUCGUGGCUGCGACUGUGCUGUCAAUCAGCCACGUGAACAGCCUGAAAUUGGAGUCCGAAUGCUCGGCACCCGGUGAACAGCCCAAGUUCUUGGGCAUCAGAGAGCAGCGCUUCACCGGCCUCAUGAUAUUCGUCCUCAUGGGCAGCUCAGUAUUUAUGACCUCCGUACUGAAGCAUAUCCCGAUGCCUGUGUUAUACGGAGUUUUCCUCUAUAUGGGAGCGUCGUCUCUCAGGGGCAUACAAUUUUUUGAUCGUGUGAGACUGUUCGGGAUGCCGACAAAACACCAACCUGAUUUUAUCUACCUGAGACACGUCCCGCUGAGAAAAGUUCACUUGUUCACCAUCAUCCAGUUCAGCUGCCUGGUGCUUCUCUGGGUCAUCAAAACCUCCAGAGCCGCCAUAGUCUUUCCUAUGAUGGUCUUAGCCCUUGUGUUCAUCCGUAAGCUGUUGGAUUUUUUCUUCUCUAAGCGAGAUCUCAGCUGGCUUGAUGACCUCAUGCCAGAGAGCAAGAAGAAAAAAAUGGAAGAUGCACAGCAAGAGGAGAAUCAGUGUGUCUUGAUGGAGGAGGAAGGAAUUGUACAAGUGCCCCUAGAGGGGCAUUAUAAGGACGAUCCAUCCACGGUCAACAUUUCAGAUGAAAUGACAAAGACGUCUUUUGGAAACGUCUGGAAAGGCCUCAACUCUGACAGCACCAACAAAGAUCAAAGCUCAAAAAGCUCAAAAGUUGUGGGUGCCAUUGGACGCAAGCGAGGUGAUGAAGAGAAGGAGAAAGAUUUGGAUAGAGAGACGAGUUUGUGAGUUCAUGUAUUUCAAAACACAGUAUCGUGCCACAUGACAAGCACCACUAUAUGCUUCUGUUCUGUAGGUCUGUGUGUGCCAGUAUGUGCUAAGGCACCUUGUUAUAUUUACAUAUUUUUUAUGUGGGGGGAGGGGGGGGGG